Setaria italica (foxtail millet) is the source of this 749-nucleotide messenger RNA. RefSeq lists its product as uncharacterized. The record is from RefSeq and is a predicted model, not a curated record. The coding region runs from base 69 to 440 and encodes 123 amino acids. The transcript has a single exon. NCBI's taxonomy places the organism in Eukaryota, Viridiplantae, Streptophyta, Magnoliopsida, Poales, Poaceae.
GUGCCUCGCCUGAUCGCUCGACGGCCCUCUCCAAUUAAGCAGAGGACUGCGGUGCCGCGUGGCCAACGAUGACUACUCCGGGCACCACGGCGAUGUUCGCCGGCCUUGCCAUCUUGCUGUUCUCCGUCAGCGCCGGAUUCAACUCCGGCGCCGACGGAUUCGGCUUGCUACUCUGCUUCGCGGGGGUUCUCGCCGGCGUCAACAUCGUCGCCGUCGGCAUCCUGGCGCCCGUCGUCCCGGCGGUGUUGGCCGAGGCGCGUGCUCUCGCAGAGUUCAUUCGUCGCAACCUCGCCGUCGUGGGGCUCGUGAUGGCUUCCUGCGCCGUCACCGCGAUCUCCGGCGAAGCAGGCCAGGUGCUCUGCUUCGGCAUGUUUGCUCUGCUCCUCCUCGGCCUCUCCCUGAUCAGCGUUGGGAUUCUUGGCCUCUCCCAGAUGCAUUGAUGCUCGUAACGACCUCCAAUGGAAGAAUCACAAUCACUACUACUGCUACUGUGUGCUUGCUGAUGUUGAAUCAUUCUCAUGCCGUGUGGGCUCAAAUAAUAAAGCUGCGCUACUAUAGUCCAAGUGUCCUUUCUUCCUCUGGCCAUGUAAUGCAAUGCAAUACUCUCCUGAGAGAUGAUGUGAGCAAUACUCUCUCUUCUGGCCAUGUAAUGCAAUCCUAUCAGAGUACUACCACUUUGUGUUACUCAAAGUAUGGUUUGGCUAUCAGUGGCUAGUUGGAGAGAUUAGUAAUGAAAUUUUAAUUCCCAA